AUGAGUCUCUGCCAGCAUUUGGCGGGUUUCUCAUCUCGUGCGGUCGCUGGUUGUGCGCUUGAGAUAGUGUGGCAGCAUGUGAGAAGCACGACGAUCGAUGAGUGGAUAUUUGGGAGGUUUUCAGUUCAGGUAUUCGUGCGUGAUGCUCGCUCUUCUGAAACCCUCUCGCUCGGUUUUCUCGACUCUUGGGUUCCCUGGAGGGUGUGUGGAGGAGGAAGAGAGCUUUCCGCAUUUCCAUGCUCUGACGAGAUCCAAUACGUGCGGCUUCUAACGCGCAUGCUAACCGCGGUUUCGCCUCGCCUCUUCCGCUCGCUCCUCUGCUUACCACAGCAGCAGCACCGCCGCUUCCCAGCGAAUGUUCUCCUGCUUUGCGCGUCCGCCCUCGUUGCAUCAGCCGCGAUUGCCGGCGGCGGUUCCACCCCGAAAGCUCCAGUACCACCCGUCACGGCUCCAGCUAUGGCUGCUGCGGCGCGGCGUCAACCUUCCGUUGUUGUCGUCUUUGCUCUCCUCCUCGCGGCUCUCCUCCCAGCCGCUCUGGCGCGCGCUCGUCUUACCGACAACGUCUACAUUGCGGACGAUGACGUCAUUGGCUCAUAUUGCGAGGUCAUCCUCGGGUCGCCAUCAGACCCCUUCUCUUCGGUCGACAUCUGUCUCAAGGUGCACCGGUGA
Closterium sp. Yama58-4 is the source of this 669-nucleotide messenger RNA. The record is from the annotation of a GenBank genome assembly. NCBI's taxonomy places the organism in Eukaryota, Viridiplantae, Streptophyta, Zygnematophyceae, Desmidiales, Closteriaceae.